This is a messenger RNA of Drechmeria coniospora, 909 nucleotides long. RefSeq lists its product as uncharacterized. The record is from RefSeq and is a predicted model, not a curated record. Lineage: Eukaryota; Fungi; Ascomycota; Sordariomycetes; Hypocreales; Ophiocordycipitaceae. The coding region runs from base 1 to 909 and encodes 302 amino acids. The transcript is spliced from 2 exons.
AUGCGAGCGCGCGAGAAACUUGCCGCCAUCGUCGGCGCCCUGCUGUCGACAAAGGCCGUCGUCGCCGCCAAAUCGGAGCCGAACACGCAGCUCGACGGCCUACCAUCGUACCACUACGACGCGCCCAUCCACGUCGAGUGCAUGAACCGCAGCUCGGAAACGGGCGAGCACAUCGAAGACGCCAACCAUCAAGUGCAAUGGAUCCCCUUCCCCGUCUGCAAUGAGACCAGCAGGCCGCUCGAGUUCCGCUACGGCGUCGAGGCCGAGGUCAACUGCACCAUCGCCAGCGUCUCGGACCCCUUCUUCCACCUCCUCGAGUUUUACAUACACAGCGACGCACCGCUCACCUGCCGGCUGCCCGCGCGGCCGCCGCACCACGUCGAGGUCAUCGGCGAGACGCCGCCAAAGGCCGAGCACAUCCCGCUCGUCUUCGCCCUCGCCGGCACCCUGCAGCUGAGCCACAUGCACAUCAGCACCCACAUGAACGUGCUGCUGCACAGCACGCCCAAGCACCACCUGCGCCGCCACGACAGCGGCGUCCUCGACUCGGGCGUCGCCUACAGCACGAGUCCGCUGAGCCACAUGGAGGGCAUCCAGAGCAGGCGGCUCAUCAUCGGCGACCCGCUGCCCCUCACCUUUUCCGUCCGAUGGUUCCCGACGCCGGCGCUGCCCAAGACGGAGGGCAGGGUCGAGUGGCAGGGCCUCGGCGGCCACAUCUACGCGAGCACCGUCUUCUACAGCAUCGUCGCCUUUGGCGCCGGCGUCUGCCUCGCCGGCAUGUACACCUUGGGCGUCGUGCUGCCGCGGCGGUUGAAGGCCCGUUCGCUGGGCGGCGCCACGCCCUUGGGCUACGGCGUCAACGGCGUCGGGAACGGAUGGGGCUACGCGGCUUCCAAGAGGAUAGACUAG